This is a messenger RNA of Amborella trichopoda, 4783 nucleotides long. Its product is annotated as RING/FYVE/PHD zinc finger superfamily protein. The record is from RefSeq and is a predicted model, not a curated record. Lineage: Eukaryota; Viridiplantae; Streptophyta; Magnoliopsida; Amborellales; Amborellaceae. Gene Ontology annotation, cellular component: nucleus.
CCCUCAUCCGAUUGACCUUUCCGAUUAGAUUUUGCGAACACCCGUUCAACUUGAUACGACAAAUAACAACCGAGAUGCAGCAGAAAAUUAGAUUUCAACGAAGAUUGUAGCCGAGAUACAGCAGAAAAUUAGACUCUAACCGAGAUGUCUACAAAAUUUAUUAGAAAUCAACCGAAACGUCAAAACCGAAAUUUCGUCCGAAAUUCAAAUCGGCAUUCACGUGCAAGUUCCGGACGACGUCGUCGCUCCUCCCGAGCCGAGUGUCUAACUGGAUCCAAACCGGAGAAAAACCACCCUUAAUCAUGUUCCCAGGUUCGGAGUGGGCUAGGAGCGAGAUGAGACAGGAGAGAGAAAAUAACCGAGUGAGUGGAUAAAAUGGAGGUCGAGAGAGAGCGAUUAAAACGACGCUAAUUGCCUCGCGCUUUCAUCUCUGUGUUUCUCUCUCUUCACUCUCCGUCUUCCGGUGGCGCUGAACCAAUUUCAAUGGCGUCUGCAUGUUCGCUGAAAGCUUCUCAAUCAGGCACAUGGUCUCCUCUGGGAUUCGGGUUCCACAAGUUUUUACCUCUAUCGUAACUCAUUUCAAUUUCUAGCACCUGAUCUUUCAAAGGGUUCUAUGACCUUUUGCUUUUUUCUCAAUUCACUUCAAUACUAGGAACACCUACAUAUCACCCUAAGAUCCUGCUCAAAAGCCUCGUUUUCAUGAGAUAUCCAGUCACUUUCUCUCUCAUAAUCCUUGACCGUACAUUAUGUUCAAGGGUUUUCUUUCAUGAUCUGGCACUAGAAUUUUGAACUUUGAGGCAAAAGCCAUGAAGAGUCGAUCCCAUAGGCUGGUUAGUGCAGAGCAGGAGGACUGGGGUGAUGGGUCAUGGACUGUUGAUUGUGUAUGUGGCGUAAACUUUGAUGAUGGAGAUGAGAUGGUGGACUGUGAUGAGUGUGGUGUAUGGGUCCACACUCGAUGCUCCCGCUUUGUAAAGGGUGAGACUUCAUUCACCUGUGACAAAUGCAAGGGCCAGAAAAAUCGGAAGGAAACAGAGGAGACUGAGGUUGCUCAGCUUCUCGUUGAGCUCCCAACAAAGACAAUGGGGAUCGAGCCAAAUUAUAAUCGUUCCCCUCCCUCUCGCCUAUGGGUUGAGACCCCACUUGAGCAAAAGGUCCAUGUACAAGGGGUACCUGGAGGUGACCCUGAGCUAUUACGAGGCCUCUCUUCGGUGUUUACUUCGGAGCUUUGGAAGUGUACCGGCUAUGUACCCAAAAAGUUUAAUUUUCAGUAUAAGGAGUUUACUUGUUGGGAAGAUGGGCGUGAGCCUGAUACUUUACCAGCAUUUGGGUCUCAGUUAGGGUUACAAUUGGGGUCCCAAUUGGUUGUGAAAAAAACUGAAACCCUAAACGUGGAGGAGGAUAAUGAGAAUCCAGUCGAUAGAGGGGCAGAUGUGUUGUUUUCACUCUCAAAAGAGGGGUUGGCAUCUGAGAAUUCAGGUAGAGAGAAGGCUUCUUCUCCAAAGGAAGUGGAGGGGGUGGAUGUAAGUAGAGAUUUAAAAAUUUUUGUGAAGGGUGAUAGGAGCAAACGUGGGCAUUCAUUGGGAAAGCGGCGAAGGGAUGAGUUUGGAGGCUUUAAGGAUGGCGGAGGCAAGAAGAAGGGGAAAGGGUUGGAUGGAGAACGGGAGAACAAGAGCGCUUGCUUGCUGGAAAGAGGCACUCCAUUAAGAGCCUCAGGUUCUACCCCUAUUCAUAGCUCACAGAAACAGGAGUUAUGUACUGGAGAUUUCGAGGUUGCAAAAUUGGAGCUCCAAGACUCAAGGAGUGAAAUAAAGCAAGAAAUGGAUGUAUUGGAGCCUGAUAAAGAUGGUGUUCACGGCAAUCGUGUGCCGCAAGAGACUGUCAAUAAGCCUAAACACAUUUUAGUUAUUAAGUCAGUUCCUGCAGGCUUCCCUAAUGAAAUGGAUGACCAGAGCCAUGCAUCAGAACCGCCUUUAAAUUUGGAGGCUGCCCCUACGAAUAAUGCUCCCAUCGCAGUGCAAUUAUACAAACAUGAUUCUACAGUAGGUUCAAUGAAAGAAGAGGAUAUGAAGCCAGCUGUUGAUAGUUUAGACCCACUUGUAUACAAAAUUCAUCAUAACAGGUGCUCAAAUAAAGAUUUUUCUAAUAGUGAUUCUUCCAAUGUUCAAAUCGAUUCUCAGACAUCGACACCUUCUUUUGAAGGUCAAGUAAUGACUGUCCCUCAUGGGCCAAUGAUACUUGUGCCUCAAGACUCUAAUGGAGUUGUUGCUGUUGGUUCUCUUAGUAAAGCUGAGAAUGACCAAUCUACAAAGAUGCCACCAUCACCUUCUUCCAAUUGUGAGAUAAAGCUGGAAGAACACUCCAAAACAAUGUUUCAGAAGCCUAGCGAGACUGCAGGGUCUGUGAUUCAGAACCUACCCACCAUCGUUUAUGGUGCUGAAAACUUGACUGCUAAGUUCUCGCCUGACCAUUUAAACCCUCCUAAGGGACCUCUUGGGUUGGCAAUGGAAAACCUUAGCAUGACCUCUGCAAGCAGGUUACCUGAAGAUAGGAAGCUUGAAGAUGUUUCAAUAGAGGUUCAAGCAGUGGGUCAAGGCCAAAAAUCUCCAGAUAGGGCACUGUCUACACCUAUUGAAGCCCACCCACCCCGACAAGAAUCUGAAGAACCAUUGGGGUUGAUACGCUCACAGUCGCCAACACUGCAAGAGAACUCUUCACAACAUAGAGACAGUGCAAAAUCAGUAUUGGGGUUGAUUCACUCGCAAUCCUCUACACCGCAUGAUAGCUUAAUACAACAUAGAUAUCGUGCACAACAUGAUGCAGGUUCAUCCAAGUUGGUGCGGUUGAAGUCAAGUCCUCCUGCCCCUAGUUCUCACAAUAAGCCAGUUGGGGGUGUCGCAAAGAACUUAGUUUCUGGUCCCACUUCCAAAUCUUCUUUGGGUGCAUCCAAAGUAAGGGUUUCCAAUAAAUCUUCUCCAUCAGGUACUUUUAGAUCAUCAGACGGGCCUGCACCGUUAUCAAAACCACCUCAUUUGUCCAAGCUACGAGCGAGAUUGAUCUCGUCAGAUGUGCCCAAGGAUGAUGACAACAGGCAAUCUCCAAUAGCAGCUACAAAACAGGUAGCCAAAAAUGCUGAGUAUAUGACAUCACAUACAAAACCUGGGGCUUAUGCCUCAGCUUCUGGGUGCAAUCUGGAUGGAAAGGAGCAGGUCAGCUCUUCAUCUUAUAAAGCAUCUACACAGAAUGCUUCUACAUCUUCAGGCUCUGGGGAGCUUGCUGUUGCAUCCCCAUCUCAGAAUUCUACAUCACAAUGUGACAAGCAGGUGAGUUCGGCUUCAUAUCAGAAAGGCGAAAAGCCAAAUCAACCGGGUUCUCAGACAAUAACGAAGGCAUCAAACCCCUUGCCACCGAUGCAUCCUCCCCCUCCUGCCGGUGUCAUUGCAGCAUUAAGUGAUGAAGAGCUUGCUUUACUGUUGCAUCAAGAACUGAAUAGCUCGCCUAGAGUUCCUCGGGUGCCACGUAUGCGCCAUGGAGGUGGUAUUCCACAGUUGGCUUCUCAAACUACUACUUCAGGCAUGUCUGUUAAAAGACAUUCUACGUCUGCACCUUCCACUUCUAAUGCAAUGAAGGACCAAACUUCGGUGACGCUUCUGUUUCAGGCAUUUAGGAGAAGAGGCAAAGAAGACACAAGCAAAGAUAGCUCUCGCAACAUUCGUGAGCCAUUAGAGGAAAUAAAAAGGACAGAUAAGUUACCACCUGAUGAAAGAAGACAUGACCCAGGCAUUAAAACAGAGGAUACAAAGAGGAGGGAAUCACCCACUGCUUCAUCCACUUGCCACUCAUCCUCUAUCGAUGCAAAUGACCAAAGUCAUCCUUCUAUUUGUAGCGUGCCUGGGGACUUCUCUGAUGAUAAUGUCAGUGCACUUGUGGGGAACAAAGCUCACGCCCUACCAGGCAUAAGCGAUGGAAUCCUGAAUAAGACUACACGCAUUUCAUAUGAAGACAUCUGCAAUGCGGCCCUCACGACAAAUUUGACCAGGAAGAAGCGUAAAGUUUACUCCUCUACAAUUGGAUCUGAUAAUGAAGAAUGCGAGGGGCACAGGGUUUUAAAUCUUCGUGAUGACAAGCAUGAACACAAGCUACCUGGGACUCACACACGAAAUGUCCCCAGAGGUAAGCGCCGGCAGAGUGGGCGACUGAUUCGCCGAGGCAAAGGCCUUUUGAAGACUGGACACUCAAACAAGACAAGCACAACAGAUGAGGAAUAUGAACCAUUUUGUCCUUCAAGCGAGGCAACUGAAAGCAUGUCCAAUGAGGAGAAUGUUGGGGGUAUUGCAAGCAGUGCUAUGUCUUGUUCAGAUGAGAUUGAGUCUUGAUAUGGUUCUCAUGGUGAUAUCCGAAUGUCUCCUUUUAGUGUGAUUUGCUUAGUGCAAUGGAGUUUCAAAGACCCAUCUAACUAUGGAUCCUGGACAUGAAUUGAGAUAUCAGUGCAUGAAGCUUUGAGCAUAUAAACCGUUGCAAGGUCCUUCGAAGGUUAUGAUCACAAGGUUCAACUUGUGGUGCUCUUAGGAACUCUCUAAGGCAACAUGAUGACAUGAGUGUAUUUGUUGGAGCGUAUCUGUAACCUCCUACCACUUCAUUGGUUGUGUUUGUUGCUCAAAAGCAAGAGUUAUGGCUUGGAUGGGCAACGUGAGUUGAAUGGGAGUUGUCGGAGUUGAUUUGAGGGAUCAUGCUGUAAAAUAGUUGUAUAGUAGUUCAAAAUAAAAAAGUAAAGUUGCUUUAGUGU